AUGCAGGCUCCGGAGAUGACAUAUAGUCCCGCCUUCCUCCAAGGCCAGGGCCCCCUCAACACUGCCCCUCGCAGUUCAAUACUGGGCCCACUGCCAGAUCGCUCUGCAGAUCCCUUGGAUCAGAGUCGACCCGGUUCAUGGCGCCCGUCAGUAGACGGAGGUCACUAUGAGGGGAGUCUGCAAUCCUCACACCCUCGGAGAUCUCUCGCUCAAUCGCCACAGACUUCAAGGCGCUCCUCUCGCGCCGAGAAUGAUGUUGCUGUGACUCGAGUAGUGGUUCCAGGAGGGGUGCUAUACAAGGAUGAACGGUCCCAAAGCAGCUGGGCUGACCAUCCCUCAUUGAUGUCGGCCGACCAACCACCUCCGCCUCGAAAAGGAAAGCGAGGCGUUGCAACAGAUAUACCCGCCGUGCAAGGUCAGGAUGCUUUGCUGAUUCUGUUGCGCUUAUCAGCCCCAGUACCGAUGUACUCCCUUGGCGCAUGUCUCUACACAUUCUUUGCCCUCCUCUUCGUCAUCCUGGUCUCCCCUCUCCGACUAUGCCCCCCCACCCAAUAUCUCCGCAACGCCUCUUUCAAAUCCCAGCUUUGUGACAUGCUUGCUCCUGCCCUGCACAUCCAUGAGCGCCUCGUGCGCAUGCGCCCAUCAACCUCCCACCGUUCAUCAUCGACGCAGUGGAUCCAAACCGAAACCGACUCGGAUCACCCACUGGGAGAAGACGAGGAUACGCGCUUCUACUCCGUUGGCAUGGCCCUCGGAGUACUCUUGCUCUCGCCCUUUUUCAGCUUUGUGAUUACCUUGUCUGCAUGGACCGCUGGCUUCUUCUGGGUGUUCACCAUGGUCAUGGGGAACCCGGAUGGAACAGAGCGCAAGGACGACGGCCGUGCCGCCGUCCUUGGAGUGUGCAAGUGGUGGCAGAAAUGGCUCGCCAAGGCUCGCAAGCUUUCAUAA
Molecule: messenger RNA, 948 nt
Organism: Penicillium diatomitis
Lineage: Eukaryota; Fungi; Ascomycota; Eurotiomycetes; Eurotiales; Aspergillaceae
Exons: 2
Coding region: 1-948 (315 amino acids)
Source: RefSeq, a predicted model, not a curated record